AUGUUGCCGUUGGUGGCCGCACAGUUCUAUCCGUUAACCAAGAAUGGUGAGAUUCCUUUGGCCCUUGAGCCAUACCAAGAAGGUCAAAACAUUUACAUGGAUUGCAUUUCCCGACAAAUAGAUACGGGAGAACACAAGCAGGAUUCGCAAGACAGAAUUUUAUAUGUACCAUUCCCGCCAUGUAAGGAGACAGGCCUCCCGCUUAUGUUCAAAUAUAAUGUCAAUGAAGACCUCAACUGCACCAUCUCGUUCACGGACGAGUUGUAUCACUUGUUCCAACUUUAUAUCCAUGAAGACGUUCCUUUCAACUGCAGGGUUCCAUUGAGUACCGAACAGAAUUAUUUGGAGAAAGGAGGAGCGUAUAUUCCGUUGAACUUCAACUUCAGGGGUGAAAUCCACGAUAGCCAUUUGGACAUCGACGAAUCGAUGAACGUGAUAUUCGUCAAGCCCAGAAAAAAUGAACUUAACACGUUGAUCAGUUCCAUCGCUUUUAGUUCUAGCACCAAUGCCACCAGAAUUGUCAUUGGGGAAGAUUUGACUUUGAAGUUGGCUGUCAGAUGGUUUGACAAUCUCAACGCCAUGGACUCUGUCACCUUGAACUAUAGAGAACGCAAUGGGCUUCCAUUUGUGGAUGGGUUUUAUAGCUUUCCGGUAAAUAUCUUGCCCAUCACCUACACUGCAUUCUUAGGGUACAUGACUUUGGUGGCAAUGGUAUCGGGGAUGAUCACGUUGGCAUUUGCCUACAAUAUUAUCAGCAUCAAGUUUGCCAAAAACAAGUAUUUGGCCAUUGACCAUGAAGCUGGGGUCGCUAAAAGAGACUGA
Molecule: messenger RNA, 822 nt
Organism: Yamadazyma tenuis ATCC 10573
Lineage: Eukaryota; Fungi; Ascomycota; Pichiomycetes; Serinales; Debaryomycetaceae
Source: RefSeq, a predicted model, not a curated record